AUGUCUCGCGGCGGCACGACUCUCUACGUGACCGGCUUCAGCCACGGCACUCGCGCACGCGAUCUCGCUUACGAAUUCGAACGAGUUCCUCGCAUCCUUGUUCGUCCUCUGCCGUCCUCUUUCCCGUCUCUCGCCUUCCGUCCUCUUCGUCCUUCUGUUCGCGAUCGUCUUCCUCGUCCUCCUCCUCGUCGCGACCCCUCGUCAAACCGUGUUUUCACCCUCGUUUGCGCCCCCCUGCUCCUCGCUGCCAUUCUCGCUUUCGUCUGCGUACGCGCCUCAUCCUGCCCAGGCCUCUAUCCAGCGAAGGAGCGAAUGGACGUCGUUGGGCAAUACGCGAAGGGUGGCACGAAAUGGAACGCAGAGCAUGCAUGUCGUGCCUACGGCCGCCUGGUCCGUUGCGACAUCCCCGCUCCUCGUUCCGCCUCCAGCCGUCUAUUUGCGUUUGUCGAAUACGAGGACCGCCGCGAUGCCGACGAUGCAUACCACGACAUGCAUAACAAGCGUAUUGGCCGUGACGACAUCCUGAAGAUCGAAUGGGCACGCACUCCCCCGUCCGCCUCGUGGCGGUUCGACUCCGGCCGCGAACGCGAUCGCCGCCGCUCUCCCCGUCGUGGCCGCUCCCCGUCUCCUCGCCGCCGUGAUGCUUCGCCUCGUAAGGAUGACCGUCGUGACCGCGACCGCGACUACGACCGCGACCGUGACUCGCGUCGCGACCGCGGUGACCGGUCUCGCAGCCCGGAGCAACGUAGUGACCGUGACCGUGAUGUGAAGGAGGAACGCGACGAGCGCCGUGAGAACGGCACAAACGGUGACGACCGUAAGGAGCGCGAGCGCAUUGACAGCCCGCCUCCCCCAGCUCACGACGACUUGGACGUCGCAGAGUAG
This is a messenger RNA of Sporothrix schenckii 1099-18, 885 nucleotides long. RefSeq lists its product as uncharacterized. The coding region runs from base 1 to 885 and encodes 294 amino acids. Gene Ontology annotation, cellular component: spliceosomal complex. The transcript is spliced from 8 exons. Gene Ontology annotation, biological process: positive regulation of mRNA splicing, via spliceosome. The record is from RefSeq and is a predicted model, not a curated record. Gene Ontology annotation, molecular function: RNA binding. NCBI's taxonomy places the organism in Eukaryota, Fungi, Ascomycota, Sordariomycetes, Ophiostomatales, Ophiostomataceae.